This is a messenger RNA of Sinocyclocheilus anshuiensis, 3476 nucleotides long. RefSeq names its product MHC class II regulatory factor RFX1-like. The record is from RefSeq and is a predicted model, not a curated record. The transcript has 18 exons. Gene Ontology annotation, biological process: regulation of transcription by RNA polymerase II. Gene Ontology annotation, molecular function: RNA polymerase II cis-regulatory region sequence-specific DNA binding; DNA-binding transcription factor activity, RNA polymerase II-specific. Gene Ontology annotation, cellular component: nucleus. Lineage: Eukaryota; Metazoa; Chordata; Actinopteri; Cypriniformes; Cyprinidae. Bases 1 to 2451 code for a protein of 816 amino acids.
AUGACAAGGGGGAUUUGGGCUGUUGUCGUCAUGGCAACUUCAGGCUACCCCACUGAGGAGCUUCCGCCCUCCCAAUCACAAGGGGCCAACGUCACGACGGCCUCGUCGACCCAGCAGACAGCCACUUCCACCACCACCUCGUCCCAGUUCCUCUCCGACAUCCAGAGCUCGCUGGGAUCCGCUCCUGCGCAGACGGCCUCUAUCAUAAGAGUGCAGGCCACGCCCCCUGUCACUCAAAAGAAAGCUGUUCUGGCCACGCCCCCUCAAGGAGUCGUGACAGCAGCGCAGUAUGUGGCAGGAGAGAUACAAAGCUCCGCCUCCCAGUACAUAGUGGUGACCGUCACCGAGGGCUCACUUCACUCCAAUGACUCUGAAUCGAAUUCUCCUCCCGCGGGACAGACUGGCGUUCCCACACAGGUAGUGCAACAGGUGCAGACAGCACAGCAGAGGUCCGUGGUUCAGGCCACAACCAAGAGUCAAAGUGGACAACUGGGGGUCAGUAAUCUACACAUCACACCUGAGGUUCCUGUACAGCAUGUUUACCCGAGCCAGUUUGUGGAGGGAGACGCCAACUACAACAAUACUGCAAUUCGUUCCAGGAGUUACCAGUUCACAGACCCCUCCCUCUACUCCCAGGCCACGCCCUCUGUCACUUACUAUGAGACCUCGCCCACCACCGGCUCACAGGUCACGUCCCCCGCCAGCACUCAGCCUGUGUCUGUGACGUCCGGGAUGGGCACAGGGGUGGUCUCCAUGUUCUCAGAGGGCAGUUCGGGGAUCACCGUGGUAGCUGGCGGGUCCUCGUCAGGAGUGGGCGGGUCAGGGGGCGUGGUCACCAGCGGAGGGGCAGGGGGUUAUAUGAUUCAGGGCGGGUACAUGUUUGGUGGAGCCGGUGGAGGGAACCAAAAUUUCUCACACAACACACGCGCAUCACCCGCGACUGUGCAGUGGCUGAUGGAUAACUACGAGACAGCUGAAGGUGUGAGUCUUCCUCGCUGUACCCUCUACUGUCAUUAUCUCCUGCACUGCCAGCAGACCAAGCUGGAACCCGUGAACGCCGCCUCCUUUGGCAAACUCAUCCGCUCCGUGUUCAUGGGCCUCAGGACCAGACGUCUCGGCACCAGACAACAGCCGUACUCACAGAAACAGAGGAUAAAGCCUGUGCAUAAGCUGGAGGGACUGACCAAUGGAAUGGGCCUGGGGGUGGGGCAUCUACAAGGGGCGGGGCUAUCCGACAUCAGCGCCCAGGUUCACCAGUAUCAGCAGUUUUUAGAUGCGUCUCGCAGUCUGCCAGAGUUCCCUGAGCUCAAAGAUGAGGGUAAACCUCUGCCAGAUGGACUCCAUCGUCAACACGUACACACAUAUCAGCUGAUCUACAGAGAGCACUGUGAGGCGAUUCUGGACGUGAUGGUAAACCUGCAGUUCCCUCUUGUGGAGACACUUUGGAAGAGUUUCUGGAGGUUCAGUGAAGGACAAAGCAGCGACACAGAUACACUCGACCUUCAUGAUGAAUCAGAGAAGCGUUUGCCCAAGUUGGUUCUGGUUCUGUUGUGUAAAUAUGAGCCCGUCCUCAACUGGGCUCGCGAAUGCGACAAUUUACUGUACCAAAGCCUAGUGGAGAUCCUCAUCCCUGAUGUCCUGAGACCAAUCCCCAGUGCCUUAACUCAAGCCAUCCGUAACUUUGCUAAGAGUCUGGAGAACUGGCUGAGCAACGCCAUGAUUAACAUCCCGGAGGAGAUGGUCCGCAUCAAGAUUGUGUGUGCGGGAGCGUUCGCUCAGACUCUGCGGCGCUACACAUCUCUCAAUCAUCUGGCUCAGGCGGCCCGCGCCGUCCUGCAGAACACGGCUCAGAUCGCACAGAUGCUCAGCGACCUCAACCGCGUCGACUUCACCAAUGUGCAGGAGCAGGCCUCGUGGGUGUGUGGCUGUGAAGACGGUGUGAUCCAGCGGUUGGAGCAGGACUUUAAACUCACCCUGCAGCAGCAGAACUCUCUGGAGCAGUGGGCUGCAUGGCUGGAUGGGGUCGUCUCGCAGGUCCUGAAGCCAUACACCGGCAGCCCGGCCUUCCCCAAAGUGGCCAAACUCUUCCUGCUCAAAUGGAGCUUCUACAGUUCUGUGGUGAUCAGAGAUCUGACCCUGCGCAGUGCCGCCAGUUUCGGCUCGUUUCAUCUGAUCAGACUGCUGUAUGACGAGUACAUGUAUUACCUGAUCGAGCACAGAGUCGCACAGGCCAAAGGAGAGACGCCCAUCUCUGUCAUGGGAGAGUUCGCCUGUCUCAACAGAAGUCAAAGGUCAAUGGAUCCUGAUAAAGAUGAGGAGGAUGAGGAGGAGGACGAUGAGACCGAUGAGGAUCAGGACAUGGCCGUUCCUGUGGUUGUGGGGGAGGAGUUGCUGGAGCCGCCCUCCAAACUCGCCCGAACGGAGCUCUACAACAGCAACACACCGAACUAACUUCAGCCUCUCGGACUGACGUUCAUUCACACUGACACUGUCAGUCUGUGCAAACAAGGACUCUAUAUGCUGAGCUCAUUUCUCUGGGAGCCAGUUUGGGAUCGAAAUACAAUCUUCAGUUUUGUUAAUUAUUAGGGGAAGUUCGGUUUCAGUUAAUUUCCUGGAAACACAGAGAAACUGAGCGAUCGUUUGAGUUUCCUGAGGUGAAUCAGCCCUCAGAGCUGCUGUAUGAUCUAACGAAGCUUUUCUAGAAAACGGUAACAUUCAUAUGCCUUAAGUAAGUGCACAAACACACACACACAUUUUCAUUGCCUUCCCUUUGCAAAUCAAAGCUGCCAUGUGUGUCGUGUCUCGACUCUUAAAGUUACAGUUCACCCAAAAUUAAAAGCAUUCGCCUUCAAGUCAUUCCAAAGUCAUCUAUCUCCAAAAAAAAAGAAAGUUAUAUAAUGACGAGAGGGUGAAUAAAUAAAGAUGGACAUUUCAUUUUGGGGCAAACUGUCGCUUUAAAAGUCCUGUUUUGAUGAACCUCCACCUGCUCCAUGCUGCCAUAGAAAUCAUUCUUUGCCAAAGCCAAUCAUACGUCACCUAGUCCUGUUCCUCAUUAAUAUUCAUGAGUGUGGUCAUUUAAGGUGUAGCUAAAAACUACAGCAACAGCAGUAACACCAUGUCCUUUCAUGCUUUUGACUUGUUCUUUCUUUCUUUAAAUAAUAAUGAAAAUUAUAUAUACAAUUGUUGUGCUUUAAUCAGCUGUUUAUCUUUGAUGUUUUAUGAUUCGAGUCUGAUGCUAACGGAUCAAACGUGCCUUCGAAGGAUUAUUCAAUCUAGAGAUCCAUAAACGUAUAAAUAAAUGUCAAAAACAAUCAUGAGAAUGCUUUUUUUUUUUUUUUUAUCUGAAAUCUCAUCAGGCCUCAUUUGUAAAACACAAGCAGAAUCAAUUUAGUGGAAAUUGUAAAACCAUUUUCAGUUAUCAAGUUUGGUUGACAUGAAUGAGAUUCAAUGUUUAAUAUUAAAUGAAAGCAUCUUGA